AUGGUGGAUGGGGUACUGGGGGAGUCAGUAACUCUUCCCCUGGAGUGUCCUACAGGAGAGGAGAUCGACUCCAUCACCUGGCUUCACAGUGGAUCAUCUAUCACCGUCAUACGGCCAAAUAAACCAUCAGUUCUGGUGACUGCUCCAAAAUGGAAAGAUCGACUGCAUGUCAUCCAGUCCUACUCCUUGCAGCUGAGCAACCUGAUGAUGGCAGACGCAGGAUCAUACAGCAUCCGUAUAGGCACAAAUACCUCUUCAGUGUUUUCCAGUUACACUCUGAGGAUCUUCACAGAGCGGCUGCCAAGGCCUCACAUUAGCGUGGAGUCCAUCACCUCUGAGAAUGGGAGCUGUCAUGCCACCUUGAGGUGUUCUGUGGAGGAAGAAGGAGACAACGUCAUAUGUCAGUGGACACGAGUGGGACCAGGGGCUGUUGUGUCCCAGGAAGGAUCCAUCCUCAAUGACUCCUGGAGCCUUGAUGAUCUGGAUUGGAACUAUACCUGCACAGCUAUGAACCCUGCUAGCAAUAGCAUCUCUAGCCACAUCCUUGCUCGGGAGCUUUGUGCAGAUUCCAAGGCAGCUGCAGGCACUUAUUGCCCAGUGACAUGGAUUCUGCUGGGGAAGGGGCUUCUUCUCCUCAUGGUCCUGGGGGUUCUAUGAACUUGGCACAUCCAGACACAGAUGCUCAGCAAACUCCUUAUGUCUAACUCAGGGCCAUGAAGGCCACUAGUGCCCCA
Diceros bicornis minor is the source of this 734-nucleotide messenger RNA. RefSeq names its product SLAM family member 6-like. Gene Ontology annotation, cellular component: external side of plasma membrane. NCBI's taxonomy places the organism in Eukaryota, Metazoa, Chordata, Mammalia, Perissodactyla, Rhinocerotidae. Bases 1 to 657 code for a protein of 218 amino acids. The transcript has 3 exons. The record is from RefSeq and is a predicted model, not a curated record. Gene Ontology annotation, biological process: T cell activation.